Messenger RNA from Nerophis lumbriciformis (worm pipefish), 1036 nucleotides. RefSeq names its product LIM domain only 2 (rhombotin-like 1) (gene lmo2). Gene Ontology annotation, biological process: positive regulation of transcription by RNA polymerase II. Lineage: Eukaryota; Metazoa; Chordata; Actinopteri; Syngnathiformes; Syngnathidae. The record is from RefSeq and is a predicted model, not a curated record. Gene Ontology annotation, cellular component: nucleus. Gene Ontology annotation, molecular function: DNA-binding transcription factor binding; transcription coactivator activity.
GGGGUGGGGGGGGGGCGACCUAUUUAAACACGACAUGAUCGUGGGCAUGAACACAGCGGAGGACGUGAUCAUGUCCAUCCUUCAUCGUCGCGUCUCCGCCUGAACAUGAUUGUUUAGAAGGAGCAGGUGCUUGUGGAUCCAUCCCCUCUCCUGCCGUGGAAUGUCUUCCACUAUCGAGAGGAAGACGCUGGAAGCUAACGAGGAGCCGGUGGAUGAGGUCCUGCAGAUGCCUCCUUCUUUGCUGAUGUGUGGCGGCUGCCAGCAGAGCAUCGGCGACCGCUUCUUCCUCAAGGCCGUGGAGCAGUACUGGCAUGAGGACUGCCUCAGCUGUGACCUUUGUGGCUGUCGCCUCGGGGAGGUCGGCCGCCGGCUGUACUACAAGCUGGGAAGGAAAUUAUGCCGCAGAGAUUACCUCAGGCUUUUUGGCCAGGACGGUCUGUGCGCUUCCUGCGAGAAGAGGAUAAGAGCGUUUGAGAUGACCAUGCGUGUGAGGGACAAGGUCUACCACCUGGAAUGCUUCAAGUGCGCUGCCUGCCAGAAGCACUUCUGCGUGGGAGACCGCUACUUGCUCAUCAACUCAGACAUCGUCUGCGAGCAGGACAUCUUUGAGUGGACUAAACUCAACAACAACAAUAUGGUGUAGGAAGGAAAUCACUAGACUUUUUUUUGUGAAGACAUCUUUGAUACACUUUUUCUAGCGCCAGGCGGACUUUAAACUGCACCUCCUAUUCCCAUCAAGACCAGAGACAACUAAGACAACUCCUCACCUCAGCCCUCAUUGAUGCAAAACAUGCUGAUAAACAUGCAAUAACAUGUGCACAUAACAAUAAUGUGUCGCUCUGAUUGGAAGUCAGAGCAUUUGGAGCAACGUUAUAGAUCAGGAUGGCUACAUUAACGAAACACGUACCAGCUAAAACAUGUAUUUGUACCAAUUGGGGUGUCUUGAUCGGAUAUUCACAGCAACUAUCGGGCCGAAAUCAACAAAAGAACAAGUAUCGGUUGAUAACAGGGACAUAUAAAAUCUCAGAUACAAGCA